Messenger RNA from Vitis vinifera (wine grape), 1934 nucleotides. RefSeq names its product cationic amino acid transporter 6, chloroplastic. Bases 19 to 1737 code for a protein of 572 amino acids. Gene Ontology annotation, molecular function: amino acid transmembrane transporter activity. The record is from RefSeq and is a predicted model, not a curated record. NCBI's taxonomy places the organism in Eukaryota, Viridiplantae, Streptophyta, Magnoliopsida, Vitales, Vitaceae. Gene Ontology annotation, biological process: transmembrane transport; amino acid transport. The transcript has 5 exons. Gene Ontology annotation, cellular component: plasma membrane.
UGAAUUGAAUCGCAAGUAAUGGCAGCCAUCCAAACUGCACUCAGUAGCAUUUUCUUCUCCAAGUAUCUCCAUUCCCUCUCCCAAACACCUCACAGGCUUAGGAAGAGAAUGUUAGCUACAUGGACUUCAGACCAAGAGCUCAACCAAGUUAGGCUAAGGUCUGGUGCAGACAUGAAGAGGAAACUUGGGUGGUAUGAUUUAGUAGCUCUUGGUGUAGGAGGAAUGCUUGGUGUCGGAGUUUUUGUCACAACUGGCCCUGUAGCCCUUCACCACUCUGGCCCAUCUGUCUUCAUCUCCUACAUCAUCGCCGGGAUAUCAGCCCUUCUUUCUUCUAUGUGUUACACAGAAUUCUCUGUAGAGAUUCCAGUUGCUGGAGGCGCCUUCAGUUACCUAAGGGUGACCUUUGGGGAGUUCGUGGGUUAUUUUGCUGGGGCAAACAUACUAAUGGAGUAUGUCCUAUCCAACGCUGCUGUUUCAAGAAGUUUCACAGAGUACCUGAGCUGUGCCUUUGGAGGGAAUCUGAACUCAUGGAGAGUUGAAGUCCAUGGAUUCACGAAGGGUUUCAAUAUGUUGGAUUUUCCUGCUGUUGCUAUUAUUCUUCUUCUCACUCUUUGUCUUUGUUACAGUACAAAGGAAAGCUCUAUACUGAACUUUGUAAUGACAAUCUUUCAUGUGGUUUUCUUCGGGUUUAUUAUAAUUGCCGGUUUCUUGAAAGGGAGUGCCAAGAACUUGGUAAAUCCAGAUGGCCUAGCCCCUUUUGGUGUUAAAGGUGUACUUGAUGGAGCAGCUCAAGUUUACUUUAGCUACAUCGGUUAUGACUCAGUCUCAACCAUGGCGGAAGAGAUAAGCAACCCUUCAAAGAGCCUUCCAGUGGGCAUCAUGGGAUCUGUCUUCAUUGUCUCUGGGCUUUAUUGCCUCAUGUCCUUUGCUCUUUGUAUGAUGCUUCCUUACAAUCAGAUACCAGAGAAAGCAUCAUUUGCGAUAGCCUUCCAAAGGAUGGGAUGGAAAUGGGCAAGCAAUAUUGUGGGGGCUGGUGCAAGCUUGGGAAUAGUGGCUUCUCUCCUAGUUGCCAUGCUAGGCCAAGCUCGAUACCUUUGUGUCAUCGGAAGGGCAAGGCUCGUGCCACUCUGGUUAGCCAAGGUGCAUCCUUCAACAGGCACCCCAUUGAAUGCUACACUCUUCUUGGGGGCUUUCACAGCAUCAAUUGCACUCUUUACAGAGUUGGAAAUUGUAGUUGACAUGGUCAACCUCUGCACAUUACUGGUUUUCUACCUGGUGGCCAAUGCUCUCAUCUAUCGGCGAUAUGUGAUCACUGUUAACAACCCCCCCUUUCACACUCUCCUGUUCCUUUCCCUUCUCUCAUGCAGCUCAAUUGCCUUUUCCCUGUCAUGGAAGCUCAAGCAAUGGUGGGGUCUCCCAUUAUUUGGAGGGAUCAUGAUCAUCAUCACUGCCUGCUUCCACUACUUUGCCCCUUACCCCAACCAGCCCAGUAAGUGGUCAGUGCCCUUCAUGCCAUGGCCGGCUGCAAUGUCCAUCUUCCUCAAUGUCUUCCUCAUGACUACACUAAAGAAGCUGUCACUCCAAAGAUUUGGCGUAUGGUCAUGUUUGAUAAUCUUGUUCUAUGUGCUAUAUGGUGUUCACUCAACCUACAGAGCAGAAGAGAUGGGGAUGGAUGCUGGAGGUGUGAAUCCAAACUCAUCAGCACAACAAACCAAGCUAGAUAUCCAACUACUUUAAUCAAAGGAAAGUUGUCUAUGGUGUCUUUUCCUCUUAUCCCUACUCUCUUUUUGAGCACCUGUCUUUUUGGUUUUUGGGGUUGCAAAUGUACAUUUCAUGGAAUUCCCAUUAAGCAAAAAAGAAGGAAUCCGCUCAAUAGAGACGAGAAUCUAGUGGGUGAAAUAAAAUCCCAAUAAUAAAAAAAUGCAAUUAAUUAA